This is a messenger RNA of Caenorhabditis briggsae, 348 nucleotides long. The transcript has 2 exons. The record is from RefSeq and is a predicted model, not a curated record. The coding region runs from base 1 to 348 and encodes 115 amino acids. NCBI's taxonomy places the organism in Eukaryota, Metazoa, Nematoda, Chromadorea, Rhabditida, Rhabditidae.
AUGCAGAAAUUCUUUAUUUCAAUUAGAGAUUCUGGAAUUCCAAAAGUUCGAAAUUCCAGAAAAAAACCGACCAUUCUCAUCAUUCUUCUCCAACUUUGCGCCCUUCCAAUCUUGAUUUUUUGCUCAAAAUCUCAGAAAAAAGAUACUAGAAAAUCAGCCAAAAAUGGGAAAAAUGGGAAGAUGGCACCGGAAAAAACGAAAUCUAAAACUGGAUUAGCUACAGAAGAGCCGAAUUCAAACAAAGGAGCUGAGGAUAAGAAAGAAGAAGACGUUAAAAAAGAUGCUCAAGAAGCACCAGCAGCUGAGCCGGAACCAGUCAGAAAGGAGAUUGAAUCGGAAACUUUUUAG